GAGAAGGCGGUUUUGUCCCGCUCCUCCCACCCAGGUACACCCGGCCUGUCACCGCGCGGCUCAGGCUGCUACAUCCGGGUUGUUCCCGGAGAGAGGUGGCUGGAGCCGGAUCCUUUAGGAGACAUGAGGCCGCGGCUUUAAGUGACAACUGAAUAUCGGGGACAUGGCGGGGAACGGCAAGAGGAAGAAGCAGGUACGGUUCGCCCGGGCGGAGGACGACGAGGCCGAAGAAGAGGAAGAAGAGGACACUUUGUUUGAUAAACGGCCGCCAAGUGCUAGCAGAGGCCGGGAGGAAGAGGAAGGCGGCAGUCGUCGGAGGAGAGCGGAGGAUGUGGUGCUGUUAGUGCCUGGAGGCCUGAGCGGGAGAGGCGGCCAGCAGUGCGCCGGGCUGAGGUGCUGUGUGACCACCGCCAUGUGCGCGGCUUUCCUGGGGCUGGGAAUGGCUAUUUCAGUCUUAGGCCCAACGUUCCCUGAUUUGGCUGCUAAUGUGAAUAGUACUGUUGGAAACAUUUCCUAUAUUUUUGUCGGGAGGUCCUUAGGAUAUUUUUGUGGCUCUAUCUUGAGUGGUAUCCUUUUUGAACGCUUAAAUCAGCACCUGCUUCUAGGGUUAUCAAUGCUGGCAACUUGUGCAGGACUUUUUGUCUUGCCGUGGUGUAAGAAGGCCAUUUUCCUUACUGGAGUUAUGUCUAUUGUGGGAACUUCCAUGGGAUUCCUAGACACCGGUGGAAAUGUGGUCAUUCUGAACACCUGGGGGGAUGAAGCUGGACCUCACGUGCAAGCACUCCACUUCAGUUUUGCUUUGGGGGCUGUCCUAGCUCCAAUAUUGGCAAAGCUAAUCCCAGAAAUUCUGCCACUUGAUAAGAAUCACCUCACAGAACGUCUGAGAGACAACACGACAUCCAAGGAAAUGCCGGAUUUGCCUCUGGGAUUAAAAAAAUCCAUGUUAUCGUAUAUUGUGAUCGCAACAUAUAUUUUUCUUGUGUCUUUAUUUUUAUUUAUCUUGUACAUCAAGACCCAGUCAAACCAAUCAGUCACCAAGAGCACAGAAGAGAAAGCACGGACAGCCAGAUACCACAAUGCCCUUAUAUUUCUCCUUUUCUUGUUUUUUUUCUUCUAUGUUGGUGCAGAAGUUGCCUACGGUUCCUAUAUUUUUACCUAUGCUAUCACUACAGCAGCAAUGGACCAUGAUAAAGCAGCAGGGCUGAAUUCCAUAUUUUGGGGAGUGUUUGCUGCAGUUCGAGGCCUGGCCAUCUGUUUUGCUACAUGUCUGUAUCCUGGUACCAUGCUGCUGCUUAGUGUGAUUGGCUGUGCUGUGGCGUCUUUGUUUUUACUACUUUUUCAUACCAACCCCAUUGUGCUUUGGGCUGGUAGCGCACUCUAUGGUGCCUCAAUGGCUACUACGUUUCCAAGUGGCUUUUCUUGGGCACAGCAGUACACAACCAUAGGAGGAAAGGCUGCUUCUUUAUUUGUCAUCGGGGCAGCACUGGGUGAAAUGGCUAUUCCUGCCUCUGUAGGUUACCUUCAGGGAUCGUUUCCUGCCCAUCCUGUACUUAUGUAUACAAUCUUGGCGUCCUCUGUGUUGACUGCAAUUCUCUUUCCCGUUAUGUACAAACUGGCCACUUCUCCAAGGGACAAGACCCGUUGGGAUGGAAUGGAAAGUGAGGACCGCCGGGCUUUGCUUUCAGGUUCUGGAGUGGAAGAGGAGGAAGAGGAUGCUCAGCGCUGGAAUGAAGCAGAUUUUGAAUCAAUUGAAAUGAAUGAGCAAAGUAAGAACUACAACACUGUGAUACAAGAGGGCACAUCAGAUGUUACUUCAAGUUCAGACGUCAACAGCCGGGUGGUAUCAAAAAAUGGGACAGCAGGUAAUGUGAUUGCUAACAUAUCUCCUGCCAAAAAACGGAAUGCAGAGAGCGAAAAAAAUGACUAGAAAUAUAGUUUUAUAAAGCAAGCUGGCUUGUUUGGUAGAAGAUCCUGCUGAAAUUGCUUACAAUUAAUGUUUGGAAAGAUUUAUAUUCAUAUGAUGAUUUGAUGUGUACUUAAAUGGGCUUUCCCAUCUCAGUCUUUCAUGGCUUUUCAUCUUUAAAACCCUUGACUCGUCCCGCUACCAAUAUUGUAGUUGCAUAUUGGUAUGUUACAGACUAUAUAUCUCUUGCAAUUUGGGUAAAUAUCAGUGAGGAAGAAUGUAAGUGAAAAUGUUCAAUGUGUGGUAGCACAUACAGUACCUAGACUUAUGAAGCAGAGAGCUGGUCAUAUUCUCAACUGUUAGCAGGUAUUUCAACCAGUGUUGAACCAGAAUUAAAGGCAAGAGUGCUCCGACAAUAAGGCUGUGAGAAGAAGUUAGUUUCUGGCACAUGGUAGCUGUAUAACUAACUUCCUUGCACGUACAUUUUUAUACACUUGCAGAUAUUGUGUGUCUUUUGUAUUUUUCUGAAAUCUGCAAGAUUGAGUCUUGCAUUUGUGUCUUUAGUACUAGAGCCACAAACUCAGAGGUUGUUUUCUCUGCUACCUCUGAUUUAAGAGGAGUUUAGAAAGCAGUUCAAGCACUUGUGUGGUUGGAAAAGUCAGGGUCUUAAAAGUGACAAAACAACUUUAUGUGGCUUUAAUGGGGCUGUUCAACUUCACAAAAUAAUAAACAGUCCUAAAUGUUAAAUAACAAACAAACAAAAGUCUUGCUGAUCCAGGGCAGGUGCUUUGGCCGUAUCUUUAUUUACAAGCAGUCCAUGUAAUCCAGUGGAGAAAUGUGACACGUGCCAGUGUCAUUUCAGUGGGCAUGUACCGUACUGCUGGCUUCAUGGCUCCUAAUUCUGAGCGGUGAUGUCAUUAGUACGGCACAUGAUUACUGAGAUGGUCACAUGCUGACUGCUUAUAAACAAACACUGGGGGGACUGCCAGAACAUAUAUGCUACAUCAGUGGAGGAUUGGAGAGGUUUUUUUUAUUUUAUUUAAACAUUUGGUCUUUUUUUAAAUUUUUAUAUAAGUUGGAUAACUUCCCAAUGAGUUGCCUGACCUAGAGGCCAACAACUUCAAUGGUCCUAACCUGUGUCCCAUGAAAAAAAAAAAUAUAUAAUUAGGACCCUGCAGGACAAGAAAGUGGCUUAGGCCUGUGACCACUGUGGACAAAUCUCACAGGUGUCAGCAGUUGCAUCUGCUUGAAAGGCAUAUCACAGCGGCGAAAUACCAAUUAAAGAAGAUGUAACUGCUGAGGCCUGUGAUUCAACUGUUUCAACUUUUUUUUUGUUUUUUUGUGCUUUACAAAUAAGAUUAUUGGCUACUAGGCUGAACAACCCCUUUAAAACUCAAAUAUGGUUGCUGAACAGAUGACUUUACAUAGGUCUUUUUUCCCUAAGUUUACCUCUAUGUACAUCUGUACAGAAUGUGUAACUGGACUUCUUUUUUCUUUACUAGAUUAGCUGUCAGUGGGUAAUGUUCAUGUUUUUUUAUUUUUUAUUACCGUAUAUGCAUUACUACUUUACUUUGAAAAGCUUGAGGCGCUUUCCAGUAUUUGAUUAAAAUGUCCACAUAAACGUAUUCUGAGUCUUAUUGAAUUAUUAAGAAGAAUAUUAGAAAGUAAUCGCACAUCCUUGGAUAAAUGAAUGUUAACAGGGUUUUCUGGAGCAUACAUUUUGAUGACCUGUCUUUUGGAUAAGUCAUCAAUCAGAACAGUGGGGCAGACACCUGGCACCCCUGCCAAUCGGCGUUUUGAAGGUGAGUACCCGGGCCUCUUCAUUGUAUACCAGGCACAUCACCUUAUUAAAGGGAACCUGUCACCAGGAUUUUUUGCAUAGAGCUGAGCACACGGGCUGCUAGAUG
Bufo gargarizans (Asiatic toad) is the source of this 3810-nucleotide messenger RNA. It is a transcript of the gene SLC60A2, whose product is annotated as major facilitator superfamily domain containing 4B. The transcript is spliced from 4 exons. The coding region runs from base 164 to 1927 and encodes 587 amino acids. The record is from RefSeq and is a predicted model, not a curated record. NCBI's taxonomy places the organism in Eukaryota, Metazoa, Chordata, Amphibia, Anura, Bufonidae. Gene Ontology annotation, biological process: transmembrane transport.